Molecule: messenger RNA, 478 nt
Organism: Chiloscyllium plagiosum (whitespotted bambooshark)
Lineage: Eukaryota; Metazoa; Chordata; Chondrichthyes; Orectolobiformes; Hemiscylliidae
Source: RefSeq, a predicted model, not a curated record
GAUGUUCAUUUAUCGAGGAAAGGAAUAUGAGCGACGUGAAGACUUUGAAGCAAGACUGUUCACCAUAUUUCCAAAUGCAGAAAAAAUGAAGACAACAUCUCCUCCAAGUGAUGACAUUAAAAACUCUUCUGGACAGUAUAUUCAGUGUUUCACAGUGCAAACCAUACGUGAACUGCCACCAAAAUUCAAGAACAAGACUGUGUCUGAACAAAUACUGAGUUUUUACACAGUGAAUGAAGUACAGAAGUUCCAGUAUUCAAGACCAAUCAGGAAAGGAGAGAAAGACCCUGACAAUGAAUUUGCUAAUAUGUGGAUUGAAAGGACCACGUACGUGACAGCAUACAAAUUGCCUGGCAUCCUAAGGUGGUUUGAAGUGAAAUCUGUCUCAAUGAUGCCUGGAAUACAUGUGUGGAUUAGCUUACAAUUAUGCAGCUCUUUCGUAACACCCCCAUCUGGAUCAUAAGGAGAGAUGGAUCUG